Messenger RNA from Thunnus maccoyii (southern bluefin tuna), 5123 nucleotides. It is a transcript of the gene lin7c, whose product is annotated as lin-7 homolog C (C. elegans). Gene Ontology annotation, molecular function: L27 domain binding. NCBI's taxonomy places the organism in Eukaryota, Metazoa, Chordata, Actinopteri, Scombriformes, Scombridae. The record is from RefSeq and is a predicted model, not a curated record. The coding region runs from base 186 to 791 and encodes 201 amino acids. Gene Ontology annotation, cellular component: basolateral plasma membrane; cell-cell junction; MPP7-DLG1-LIN7 complex. Gene Ontology annotation, biological process: neurotransmitter secretion; maintenance of epithelial cell apical/basal polarity; protein localization to basolateral plasma membrane. The transcript is spliced from 5 exons.
AGUUUUCGAGGAUUCCCUGAACGCACCAUGACACUGGCAGCUAGCCUAGCCGGCUAACUUGGCUAAUCUGAUUUAUCGUCUCGGUUAAGCGCACGUAACGUUAGCUAGGAUUACCAACUUUAGUUUUCCAUAUCUGGCGUUUAACGCAAUAUCUAUCUGACACCAAAUAGACUCUCAUUUCAAGGAUGGCAUCGCUUGGGGAGCCUGUGCGGUUGGAGAGAGAUAUUAACCGUGCAAUUGAACUGCUCGAUAAGCUUCAGAGGACGGGGGAAGUGCCUCCUCAGAAGCUGCAGGCGCUGCAGAGGGUCUUACAGAGUGAAUUCUGUAAUGCUGUCAGAGAAGUUUAUGAGCAUGUGUAUGAAACAGUGGACAUCAACAGCAGUCCUGAGGUCAGAGCCAACGCCACAGCCAAGGCUACUGUGGCAGCUUUUGCGGCAAGUGAGGGACACUCGCAUCCACGUGUCGUGGAACUGCCCAAGACAGAAGAAGGUUUGGGUUUCAAUAUAAUGGGCGGAAAGGAGCAAAACUCGCCUAUUUACAUCUCACGGAUCAUCCCAGGAGGCAUCGCUGACCGACACGGGGGCCUGAAGAGAGGCGAUCAGCUGCUCUCCGUUAACGGGGUGAGUGUGGAAGGUGAGCACCACGAGAAAGCUGUGGAACUCCUUAAAGCAGCUCAGGGCACAGUGAAGCUGGUAGUAAGGUACACCCCCAAAGUCCUAGAGGAAAUGGAGUCCCGCUUUGAGAAAAUGAGGUCGGCGAAGCGCCGGCAACAGAACAACUAUCCCCAGUAGGAUUUCCCCAUGUUGAUGCCCAGCUCCCAUGUCUCUCCUCUUCUAGCCUUCCGGCCAUCUGUUCUGGUCUCUUUCUUAUCUUCCUGCCCGAAAAGCAUAACAAAUAUACCCGAGUUUAGUUUUAGUUUAUACUCACACUUACUGUAUAUUGUGCUUCUACCGUUUUCUGUAGCAUUUUUAAUAUUCACUACUGUUACUGUACUGGACACUACAACUCCAGGAGAAUACUAGAAUAAUUAUGAUUGUCACUGUAGGUGGUCACUCACACCUUGUGCAUUAUUUUUGAAUUGACAAUUUGAAUGCAACUUUUGAGAUCAACUUCAGAACUCCUUUGACUGGAAAGGUAGUGUUUUUAAUUCUUUUAUCACAGCCACUACCAAGUGCCUCAGGGCAAACAUGUUUAUCUCAUGUACUGUGUUCACGGUUCUACUUUUUUUUUUUUUUCUCUUUGAUCGUUUAAAGUCAAAAGUAAGAUUGGUUAUUAAAUGCUUGUGGCAGGAAUCACUACACACUUUGCAGCUGUUAUUUUCAAAGAUCAUUUGAUUUGUUAAACAUCCUGUAAAACGUGAUUGUGCAAACUAAAAAAAAGAUGCAGUUUUUUUUUUUAUCGCCACUCCACAGAUAUUUCUGUCAUAGGGAAGCUUUGGAGGAGUUUAUGACAGUUUGACUUAAUCAGAAAUAGUUGUAUAUUUGAUUAAAAUAAGGGAAACCACUGGAAGGACAUUCCUGAACAAAAGGGACGGAUUAUCUGUAAGGUUUUUGUUGGGCUUACCCUCGUUAGUUUUCUUAAUGUCAUGCCAUGUUAUAAAAAGCUCAGCGUGCACUGUGGGGUUUGUGAACUCUAGCAGGUUCUGUAAGUGGCGUAAUGGGGGCUCAGCAGUGCAUGAUCUAAAUUCUUGCUGCUACAGAGACUCUCAUUUUCACUUUCAUCAUCAGCCUUUAUAAACACAAACCCUGCAGUCAGCGUGACAUGAGAUGAAACCUGUCCAGCUACUGAUUCAUUUGUCUUGACGGAACGCCAGCUGCAAAACUCGAUGAGAAAUCAGUUACACAACACAUCUUUUCAUCUUUGAUAAUAUCCGCUCGUUAGCAUUGUUAGCAUCAUUUAGUGACAGUUUGAAGUGAAAAAUAAGACGUUCAUUAUAUCAAGCGAUCGCUUUAAGUCACAUAAUGCCUAAUGUGAGCACAGGUGUUGAUCUCACACAUGCUGUAUGUGGUCACUGCUUAUUCAUCAAGGCUUCACACAGUGUUUAGUGGCUUAUGCUGUAAAUGUAUUGCAUUGGCAUAUCAUUCGUUUUUAUUUUCUGUGCAUUUUUAACAUUUUCUUACUUAGAGUCUUGCAGAACAAAGAGUGUGUGUUAAAUGAAACAUUUACUACAUUUGAACUUUUCUAUCCUGGCACCAUUGACAUCUUUAACAGACUUGAGGUUAAUCUUACAGAUAAAACCAGUGAUGAACUGAAAAAUAUGUUAAAAUUUAAAUUACCACUUACUUUUAUUAUAUUAUGGUUGUAUUCCAUUGAAAGACUAGAUUAAGCCCACAGAUUUCAAUAGAUUAGAAAAGCAAUAAAUUGAGAUGUUUUGUAACGUGUCACUACAGAUUUAUCACCCUGCUUACAAAUUGUUGGCAUUUUUCAGUCGUCUUUGCUUCAUUAAAACCAACUAUUUAGUGGCACCCAUGUACUCUGUAUGUAAUAUAACAAACUGCACAUGAUGUAAAAAGGAGCGAUAAAGACAAACAUUUUAUCACUAAAUACUGCCAAACAGCUAUGUUGGUCUAAUCGGCGGUUUGAAGCAUCAAAAUGGUGUCAAUAACCCCGACACACAGUACUGUAUAUGUAGGCUUCACUCCUAUGUCCACAAAAACACCUAUGAAGAAAGUUUUUUAUAGUUUUUAAGUGUUUGUGCAUGUUUAGCUGUCUUAUUGAUAUUUCUUACAUCAUGAGAAAACUCUCCUGGAAUAUUAAUGGCUAAAAGAACAACAAUUCUGAUCUUUUUUUCAUUAAGAAGUCCCGAUCCUGUCAUUAUGCUUACAUACAAUAUGUAAAUCAAACAAGUCCACAAGUCAUGGGUUUCUGUAAAUUACGUUAAUCAAUAUAAAAUAACAAAAGAGUAUUUAGAAACCUCGCUUUGCUUUCCCAGUAAAGAGGAAAAAAUAGGUUUUGACUACAAAAUAUCCCUGUAAACAGUAGAACGUGUGAACAAGGUUUUAGCUGUGUAAGCCAUACUAUUGUCCAGUCUCAGGAUUGGUACAUCACAUAAUUGAGACAGGAGUUCGGUAGUGAUUCAUUAACUGAUGUUGAAAUUCAGUGGAUGGUGGAUAAAGUAACAGAAACACACAACAGAAUAUGAAAGCAGCACCACUUUAUCUUCGGCGCAGCUUCAGUCUUUCCUGCAAGUCCUGAACUAUUUGUCCUCUAAUGUUGAACCAGUCUGCAAAUAUUAUUUGCAUUUUGUGGAUAUUCAGUCAGGUGUGUCAGUUUGCAGGUGGCACAUAACUGUUAUUAUUAUAUGUUGCUCCAUAAUUACUAAUUACUGCUUUUGUGAUGUAGGUACUCUAGAGUUAUUCUUCACCUCUGUUGGUGUUUUUGCCAUUUUAUCCACCACUUCUAAGUCGCUCCAGCUAAUUCAAGUAUCAAUACUUUAGUUGAAAAAAUGUGAUAUUGUGUGCAUCUAACUGUAACCUUUCAGAGACAAUUGGCUUUAACCAUUUGGCCACCGCUAAAUGCAUCACUCUAAAAUGUUUUAUAAAGUCCCGAAUUGGUCACUAGGUACUGAGAAUAUCAGGUCAAAAUGUGGAAAUGAAUGGCUUUUUUCAUAUUAAGAAAAUGAGUAUCAAUUGAUGAUGAAAUUGCAAUUUUCUCAAUGUAAAAUUGGAGCAAACAAAUCACUCCUUGGCAUGUUGUUUUUUAUUUGUAAUAGUCUCUACAUGUAUCCAUUAUCACCCUUCAUGUCAACUCAAAACUCUGUUUUAACUGUAAGGUACAACGGCCAUAUUAUCUUUAUUUAUUGCAAGAAAAUUAUGAUACACGAUGAUGCUUGAUGCUCGAUGCUCCAUGUUAUCCAUGACUUCCUAUGAAAAAUGCAGAAUUUUAGGAAAAAGUAUGAUAAUAAAACACACACGGUACUGCAAAAACUGAAUGCAAAUCGAUAAUCUAUGCAAAGUCAUUUAAAACGUUUGGAAAUUUCCUGACAUGGUGCAAAAUCUUCAUCAUUUUACUGUAGAAUGUCAAUUGAGAACGACUUCUCCGAGGCUAUGUGGAGAAACAUCGAAUGUAAUUCGACAAUUUUUGGAAACGUCGCACUUAAGACACAUUGGAUUUACGUAACGUUGCGAGACAGUUACAAUGUUUUGAUAUUUCAACAUUCACAUAUUGAUCACUGUCAACUUGUUGCAGUGAGAAUUUCCCUGUGAUAACAGCCUUGCCAUUUAAUUAAUGAUUGUCAGGAUGCAUGUGGAACAAUAGGCUUAUGUGAGAUGUGGUUAGUAAUAGACCAUUCAUAGGCUACUUUGAGCUUUUUCUUUUCCUUUUUUUUUUUAUUUGAGGCAGAAAAUUUAGCAGAAGUGUCAAGAGUGUACAUAAAAGUCGAAAUGUCUUAAUAUAAUGUAUAGUUUGUCUCUUAAUUGUGUUUUAUCUCAAAUUAGCUGGUUAGAUUCACUGCUCUCUCACACACACACACAUAUUGUUCAUCAGGAAAAAAAAUGUAAUGAGACUUGUAAUUGAUAUUGCACACUCUCCACUGAAUGUCACUGACCGUCGUUUGACUUAGUUUGCAGAAUUUUGUGAAGUACCCGUCAACUUUCUACCCGUUUUUCCUUGUCUAUAUAUUGGAAUGGUCAAUAGAGUAUUUUUUAUAAUAGUUUUCUUUUGAUAUUUUUCUCAAUUUUUAUAAGUGAUUUUCCUAAAAAAGAAAUUCCAGGAAUGAUUGGUACUUCCAUUUUGGCUGUGUACCAGGGCCAUAUCAGCAAAGUCUCUCAGAAAAGCAGCACUGACGCAGGAAGGCGACUUAUUGAUCUUAUAUCUGUACGGACAUUGAGGCUGAACAGAUAAACUGGCCUGGAUCAGCGCUCUUUUCUGACAUCUGAACUGAUUUUUCUUUUCUUUCUAGUACCAAGACCAAACUUUCAACCUCUGUGAAAAUUUUGAUAAUGCUUUGAAACGUUUUAGUCAGUGCUUGUUUAGGAUUAUUACGUCGUAGAUUGUGUUGUUGUUAUUUUGUGUUCUCCGGUUUGUUAUCUGAUUUACUGUGUUACAUUGAUGUGGAAUGUAAAAUGUUGUGAUGUAGAACUUAAUAAUUGGACUGGAGGCUAAAUAAACAGUGCUUAAAUUAA